This is a messenger RNA of Myotis brandtii (Brandt's bat), 3663 nucleotides long. It is a transcript of the gene GDPD5, whose product is annotated as glycerophosphodiester phosphodiesterase domain containing 5. The record is from RefSeq and is a predicted model, not a curated record. NCBI's taxonomy places the organism in Eukaryota, Metazoa, Chordata, Mammalia, Chiroptera, Vespertilionidae. Gene Ontology annotation, cellular component: plasma membrane. The transcript has 19 exons. Gene Ontology annotation, biological process: positive regulation of neuron differentiation; lipid metabolic process. Bases 311 to 2143 code for a protein of 610 amino acids. Gene Ontology annotation, molecular function: glycerophosphodiester phosphodiesterase activity.
CAAAAGAAAAGAAAGAAAAAAAGGCAUCAUGGAGUGCCCACUCAGAACCCUCUGUGGCUCCUUUCGGUCUGGACAGAUCCCUUUGGGGGUUUAUAGGACUGUGGAUCAUUGGACCCACAUACCCAAGCUCACCUCGACCCCCAUCCAUGAGGCCAGCUCAGCAUCCGCUCUCCCAGUGAAGCGACAUCACCGCCUUCCUGACAGGACACCCCUGGGAGGCCAGCUCACAGCCACUGGUACCUUCUUCCAGAACCAGCCUGGGGCCCCCAUGGGCUCCUGAGGGCCGGGCACCAGGGCCUCGGGCACGAGCAUGGUAAGGCACCAGCCCCUGCAGUACUACGAGCCCCAGCUGUGCCUCUCCUGCCUCACGGGCAUCUACGGCUGCCGCUGGAAACGCUACCAGCGCUCCCAUGAUGACACCACACCGUGGGAACGCCUCUGGUUCCUGCUCCUCACCGUCACCUUCGGCCUCACACUCACCUGGCUCUACUUCUGGUGGGAAGUCCACAAUGACUACAAUGAAUUCAACUGGUACCUCUACAACCGCUUGGGCUACUGGAGUGACUGGUCCGUGCCCAUCCUCAUGACCGCAGCCACCGCCUUCACCUACAUCGCGGGCCUCCUGGUCCUGGCGCUGUGUCACAUCGCCGUGGGGCAGCAGAUGAACCUGCACUGGCUGCACAAGAUGGGUCUGGUGGUCAUCCUGGUGUCCACGGUGGUGGCCAUGUCGGCCAUGGCCCAGCUGUGGGAGGACGAGUGGGAGGUGCUGCUCAUCUCCCUGCAGGGCACAGCUCCGUUCCUGCACAUGGGGGCCCUGGCCGCCAUCACCGCGCUCUCCUGGAUCGUGGCAGGACAGUUCGCCCGGGCAGAGCGGUCCUCCUCCCAGAUGGCCAUCCUCUGCACCUUCUCCGCCGUGGUGUUUGCCCUCUACCUGGCCCCUCUCACCAUCUCCUCUCCCUGCAUCAUGGAGAAGAAGGACCUGGGCCCCAAGCCCGCCCUCAUUGGCCACCGCGGGGUCCCCAUGCUGGCCCCAGAGCACACGCUGAUGUCCUUCCGGAAGGCCCUGGAGCAUAAGCUGUACGGAUUGCAAGCCGAUGUCACCAUCAGCCUGGACGGUGUGCCCUUCCUCAUGCACGACACCACGCUGCGGCGCACCACCAACGUGGAGGAGGCGUUCCCGGAGCUGGCCCACAGGCCCGCCUCCAUGCUCAACUGGACUGUCCUGCAGAGGCUCAACGCCGGCCAGUGGUUCCUGAAGACGGAUCCCUUCUGGACGGCCAGCUCCUUGUCCCCCUCCGACCACAGGGAGGCCCAGAACCAGUCCAUCUGCAGCCUCGCUGAGCUCCUGGCAUUGGCCAAGGGCAAUGCCACGCUGCUGCUCAACCUGCACGACCCUCCGCGGGACCAUCCCUACCGAGCCAGCUUCCUCAACAUCACCCUGGAGGCCUUGCUGCGCUCCGGCUUCCCCCAGCACCAGGUCAUGUGGCUGCCUAACAGGCAAAGGCCCUUUGUACGGAAGGUGGCUCCUGGCUUCCAGCAGACGUCAGGCUCCAAGGAGGAAGCUACCAGCCUCCAUAGAGGCCACAUCCAGUGGCUGAACCUGCGCUACACUCAGGUGUCCCGCCCGGAGCUCAGGGACUAUGCAUCCUGGAACCUGAGUGUGAACCUCUACACGGUCAACACGCCGUGGCUCUUCUCCCUGCUGUGGUGCAUGGGGGUCCCCUCCGUCACCUCCGACAACUCCCACACUCUGUCCCAGGUGCCUUUCCCGCUCUGGAUCAUGCCCCCGGACGAGUACUGCCUCAUGUGGGUCACCGCGGACCUGAUCUCCUUCACCCUCAUCGUGGGCAUCUUCGUGCUCCAGAACUAUCACUUGAUCAGGUGGCGCCUGGGUGGCAUCCGGAGCUACAACCCCGAGCAGAUCAUGCUGAAUGCGGCCGUGCACCGGACCAGCCGGGACGUCAGCAUCAUGAAGGAGAAGCUCAUCUUCUCAGAGAUCAGCGAUGGCAUGGAGGUCUCCGAUGAGCUCUCUGUAUGUUCAGACAACAGCUAUGACACAUAUGCCAACAGCGCCAGCACCCCAGUGGACCCCCGAGGGGCUGGCGGCCACACCAAGACCCUCGCAGACCGGAGUGGGCGUUAGCUGAAGCCCUGUCUUCCCAGGCUGAGCCUAAUGGAGAGACCCGGGAACCCAGAAGAGCAGGCAGAAGCUUGUCUGGCCUGGGAGUGCUCUGGGAGCUGGCGCCAUGGCCUCCUCGUUGGCUCCAGCCCCUUGUCCGCCAUGACCUCUCUUAGGGGGUAGGGGCUCCUCUCCCCGCUCAGGCCCAGCUGGGCCAGGACUCCAGCCUCCCAGAUGCCCCUGCAGGCCUGGGGAUCCUUCCUCUGGGAAGUGUGGGGCCUGGUCCUCCCCUGAAACCCUCCCUGGAAUCCUGGACGCUUUGAUGGGCCACUGGGCCGUGCCCUAUCCCCUGUGCAAUGGAGGAUGUGGAUGCUCGUGUGGGACCACCCUCCUGUCUGGGCUGUGAAGCAGCCGACUUCUCUGUUUCUCCUGCUCAAGGACCUGGGGCCGGGCCUCUGCCCCCAGCAGCUCUGCUCUUCACCUCAGUCUCACAGCACAAGGAGGCUCGCCUCAGGAGGAAAGCCUGCAGUCAUGGUGGGGAUUCUCCUCCGACCAGCCCCACCGCCACUGGCCCUGCCCCAGGAGGGGGCCCAAACCACGUCCUUGGGAGCAGCUGGAAGUGGCCAGAAGAGCAGGCUCCGGGCUGCUCGGUCCCUGCCCAAGUGUCCAACAGCCUCCAGGGCAGAGUGACCUGCAGGCUCAGGAGAGCGAGGCUGGCACAGUGACCACAGGGCAGGGCCCCCUGGGAAGAGCGUUCUCUGGGUGUGGUCAGGGGGCGGGCGUGUGGCCAAGGAGGCCUAUAGAGGAAGGAGCUGGAGGGACUUGGCCAAGUGGUUAAAGCUGCCAUGUUGACACAUCAUUUCUGAACUGUCACUGGAAGGAUGGGGACCGAGCUUGCCGAGUUUGGGAUUCCGUCUUGGCCCCAUGACAUGAGGAGGAGCCAUUCUCAGAAACGAGUGGGAGAGGGGCAGGCUGGCAGGUUCCUUAACAGCCCAGGGCUGGGGGCCGAUCUUGGAGAGAUAAAGUGACUGUCCAAGGCCACACAGAACAAGUGGCACGAGAAUCCCACCCAUGCCUUCUGUAACCAGCCAGGAACAGCACGGAAGAUGGGGAGGGCUCCUGGGUCUGAUGUCAGGGUGGGCAAAGGGCCUAGGAGGUCCCCUCACAGCCCCAUGGAGGUGUUCUGAGCUCCCUGACCUGUGGAGAGACAGACCUUCAGCCAGCAGAUGCCUCUCUACCAUGGCAGAAGGUUGGUUUGGACUUCUCAAGGAUUUGGACCUGACCAAAGCCAGCCCACCCCAUUCCUGGCACAUGGGGUGCCUGGGUUGAAAGCCCAGUACAGUCCACAGAUGUCCCUUUCUGUCAUUCAGUCCUUGGACCUCUGCCCUCCGUGAAGGAGUCAGCAGUGGCCUCGAGGCAGGUCUGUAACUCCCAUCUUUGUCCUAAGAGUUUGUGUGAUCUUGGGUGUGUCCUAAGGGGAAAAGGGAGAAGCUGAACUCUAGCACCAGCCUGCAUUAAAUAAACAUGGUGCUUUCUGGAACCAA